AUGGCAGAAAGUCCAGAGCCUCAAGGUGCCAGGAGAAAGCCUUCCUCUGAUCUUGAGGUCGAUUGGGGCGACGGCCAGUCAAGUGUGUCCGAUCUGCCUGAAUCAGGGGUGCCUCAGGAAAUCGCCCGAGCAGGGCCUUCAUCGAGCGAUCAGCAUGCAUUUUCCUUAGACGAUUGGUUAGCUGAUGUUUCUCUUGAUGGCCACGUCUCUGCAAGCAGCGUUGCAGAGCCAGCAAGUGUUGCCAAGGAUAGUUGUGUGCCGAGUGUUGCUUCGACAGCCGUCUUGUCUUCUAGGGAGUAUGCCGCUCGUCUACGGAGCUCCCACCUGAGCCUGCAAGAUGCCACGCCGAAGUUCUUUUGGGAGCAGGGGUUUUGGUCUGAUUUCUUCAGUCCUGCCGCAGUGCCAGAAACCAUCAUGCCGAAAUUCAAGGACAGGCGGCCAGAUCCUUAUCACUUGCCUUUGUCGGAGCCUGUAGAGCUUGGACAGUCGCAAUCUUCGAAGAAGGCACGUCGAGAGUUCGCAGCAGUCUUCCAGAAAGUCGUGAUUCAGAGACAGGUGAUUUCUUGGAGGGACGCUCGUGAGGCCUCCUUUGAGACGGCCAUUGUGAAAUGGGUUGCUCUGUUUGGGUCUUGGGAUUCUAAUAAGGAUGAGUCUCUGGAUGGCUUUGCACAACUGUCGGAGCUUGAAAGGAGGAAAGUCAUUGAUGACAGCAUCGCACGCAAAGCCCCUUCGACUGCCUUGAAAAGAGCAAACUCGUUGAUCAAACUCACGAAGCUUGCCGGAGCCGCAAACAUUGUCAUGCCCGCUUCCGAAGGCGAGAUCUAUAUCAUUUUGACCGAUGCCAAGUCGGGAGGGGCCCCAUUAUCCCAGCUGCGGGGGUUCAUGGAAGCCAUUACCUUCUCUCGACAUGUCUUCGAAAUCAGUAGCCUCCAUCUAGUUAGUGUCAGCAAAAGAUGUUGGGGAGUCACAGUUGCCAGGGUCGCGACUCCUGCGAGACAGGCUGACCCCCUGCGGGUCAAGGACCUCAAGGAGCUUCAUAGGGUGUUGGAUGAGGCGCCAGACCCCUGGGACCGUUGCUUCGCAGGCAGCGCGCUAUUUUGCGCGUACGGCCGUUGCCGAUGGUCUGACUCGCAGCACUUGGAUGAUAUCGAACUAGAAUAUGAAGAGGGUCCUGAUUCUCCCCUUGCAUACGUUGGAGGUGUCAUCGACAUUCACAAAACAAUGAACCUGCAGGGUCAGCAGCCCCGUGUUCUUGAAAUCAUUGCACCAGCGCAAGGAAUCUAUGAAGGUGACUGGGCUUUGAAGUGGCUCGCUGCACGUGCGGAGGUAGGCUGUGCCUGGUCGCAGGGCCACCCGACCAUGCCUGCACCCAAUCAUCUGGGUGAGCCUACUGUCAGGGCUCUGGGCAGUGACGAGUGUGGUGCUUGGCUCAGGGCUCUCUUGCCAACGAGGCUGGACAUGAGAACAACUUCGCACUCUCUGAAGGCAACGUUCUUGAGUUAUUGUGCAAAGAGAGGCAUGAGCCAUCUUGACAGACUUGCGCUGGGAGGGCACUCCCAUGGAGCGAAGAGUGCCGAUACCUAUGCGAGGGAUGCCCUUGCUCGCCCAUUAAGGUUGCUCCAAGGUGUCAUCAGAGAGAUCAGUAUGGGCGUCUUCAUCCCGGAUGCUAACCGGGCUGGCAGGCUGAUUGUCAGUGCUGAGACUUCAGAGCUUGCUCAGGAGUUGGGCCAUGAAGUCCCGAGAGUCUCGCCACUGCCUUUGAAGACCGCAGGGCCUCUCCCGGCCCGGCCCAAAGAAGAGGUCGUGUCCUUGAGUUCGUGUGAGCCCUCUCCUUCACAGCAUGCCGAGCCCGCUUCAGAGUCCCAUGAGUGCGAGGGAGAUUCGUCGGAGGCCGAUGAUGGAGAUUCGAGCCGCAAAUCAAGCUCAAAAUCGUCUGUCGAGGGCACCACAAGCUCAGAUUCAGAUGCAAGCUCAAGCUCUGAAGAGGAGGGACCUGGACCCAGCAUGCCUCAGUUCGUCCCCCGCCUGCCAGAGCCUCCUGAGGGCUUUCGGUUUGUGCAACACGCAAAGUUGAAGACCUUGCAUUAUGUCAUGCAGGGUCACUUGAACUUCACCGUUUGCGGGCGUCGCAUUACAGAUUCUCUUACAGGAUCCUUAUCACUCAAGUGGGACAGCCCGGUCUGUCGCAAUUGCAAGAAGUCUGUAGGACCACUCAGGUAG
Symbiodinium sp. CCMP2592 is the source of this 2220-nucleotide messenger RNA. The record is from the annotation of a GenBank genome assembly. Lineage: Eukaryota; Dinophyceae; Suessiales; Symbiodiniaceae.